Molecule: messenger RNA, 2515 nt
Organism: Chelonus insularis
Lineage: Eukaryota; Metazoa; Arthropoda; Insecta; Hymenoptera; Braconidae
Product: AT-rich interactive domain-containing protein 1B-like
Exons: 6
Coding region: 210-1637 (475 amino acids)
Molecular function (GO): galactoside binding; carbohydrate binding
Source: RefSeq, a predicted model, not a curated record
UCGAGACGAUCUCACGUCAUCACUGUAAAUAAAUGUCUAGCAAUAAGAAAUAGUAAAACCAGUGUACGGAAUAAAUUGUGAUUGAACCAAUGAAAAAGACGCCGGACGUCUCCAUAUGCGCAACACUGCAGUAUUCUGAAGGCUAAUCCAAGUGAAAAUAAACUAUAAGGAUAAAGUUCAUAGUUCUUAGAUAGAAUUUUCUAACAACAAUGGAUUCUCCAGUGUUAGAUCCAGAAAUUCCAUAUGUAGGUGAAGUCCCUGGAGGUCUUUUUCCAGGAAAGAUGGUUAAAAUUCAAGGAUCAAUACCUCCAAAUGCUGUACGAUUUGCAAUUAAUUACCAACUAGGUCCUAACCUGAAUCCACGGGAUGACAUCGCUCUUCAUCUAUCCCCACGUUUUCCAGAGGGAUUUAUUACUAGAAAUCAUAUCAAAUCAAUGUCUUGGGGUCCUGAGGAAAAUGGAGGAUCAAUGUGGAUUCAGCCUGGACAAGAUUUUGAAAUUAUAAUACUCUGUGAACCGCUACAGUACAAAAUUGCUAUCAAUGGCAGACACUUUACUGAAUUUGCCCAUCGAUUGUCUUAUCACAAAGUCACUCAUCUCACUAUUGAUGGAGAUGUGACGAUUAAAUCUAUUUUAUUUGAAUCUCUCAGUGCUCCGCCAUCAAAGCCUCCUAGAGUUCCUGAUGCUCCGCCUGUCAAUAUUGGGCCUCCAGGGCCAGGACAGCUGUACCCCAAUAUUAAUCCUGAUCAGCCACAAUUUCCACCUGCUGGAGGUAACUGGGGCCCACCACCUGGACCUACUCCUCCAAUGCCAGCCUAUGGGGGAAAUUGGCAACCUGGGAAUCCACCACAAGCUUAUAAACAAGAAGAAGAUGAUGCUUUUGGUAGUUGUUUAGACAAAGUUGGGCUUGCUGUUGGUGGAUUAAUUGCUGCUGGAGGUGUUGCCGCUGCGAUGCACGCAAUUAAUAAAAAGAAGAAUGAAAGUGAGACAGAUCAUGAGAAAUCAGAACACGAAAAAACUCAUUCAUCAAAAACCGAAAGUGAAGGAGGCUUAAAUUUAGGAGCCCUUGGAGCAGCAUUAGCAAGUGGUCUAGCAUCCACUGCUCUUCGUGGUGAUUCUGGACUUGGUCAUCAACAAGGAUAUCCUGCGCAAGAUGCUGGAGCUGGUGGAAUGCUUGGAUCGCUUCUUGGAGCUCUUGGCGGUGGAGGUCAUCAACCAGCACCUCAACAACCAGCUGAUCCUCUUGGUGGAUCGCUCGGAUCUAUUCUCGGUGGAGUUUUUGGUGGCGGAGGACAUCAACCUUCCGGGGGCUACCAACCCUCAGGUGGUUAUCAACAAUCAGGCGGCUAUGGAGGCUCUCAACCACAACAAGGAUCAGGAGAUUUUCUAAGUGGAAUUGGAGGUGCUAUCGGAUCAUCUUUACUUAGUUCGGCUUUAGAUGGACUUACGAAGAACAAAUCUCAUGGCAAUGAUCAUCCAUCGUCGCCUCCUCCACCAUCGUACAACUAUGGUCCUCCAAGAAGUGACCCACCACCUCAACCAGCUCCACGUCCACAUGACUCAGCAUCUUCAGAUGGUGGAAAAUUAACUGCUGCUGAUAUAUCAAAAGGUCUUGGGCUAGGAGAUGAUGAUGAGUAACUUUAAUUUAGUUACGAUCAAACUUCCAUUUAUAUUUAUAGACUAUUUAUAAUAUAUCCAAGUUAAAUUCAUUGGAUCAGAAUCAAAUUAAUAGCAUAAUGCAUUCGAAAUAUGAAUUUUAAUCAUUAAAUUAUUUAUUCAAAGAAGAAUUUUGAUCUAGAUAGGAAAAUUUGUGAAAUCUUAAGGAUAUGUUUAACAGAGUCAUAAGCUUAAAAGUUGAAAUAGAAUGUUUUCAAUGGAUACAGCUCUUAGAAGCUUAUUUGCUUGAUCCUCAAUCGUUAUUGUAUGUAUUAUUGUUGUUGUUUAUUUUUUAUUAAAUUGUUAUUAGUUAGUAACUAUUAUUGAUAUUUAAAAAUAGUUUAAUCAAUACGUUGUUGAAAAGAGGAAAAAUCUAUAAUUCUUAAUAUAAAACAUGCGCUAUACACAUUUUUUUUAUUGAAGUUUUUUUUUUCAAUCGUUUCAUAGAAACGACUAUUAAAUCAAAUUUUUAUUUAAAAUAUAUUUGGAGUUAAUACAAUAGUAAUUGGGGAUUAAAUACGUACCUAUAUUUAUUUUUAUAAGUAUUGUUGUGGCCUUAUAAUACAUUUUGCGAAAAUAUAUUUUUAGAAAACAACAUAUAGUUUAUUUAGAAAUAUAUUUACAAACUUAUGAAAGAUGUUUGAAAAAAGAAGAAAUAACACAAUUAUAAAUAUAAAAUCUUUAUAAAAUAUAAUACAAAUAUAUCAGUUAUAUUAAUAAAUCUCUAAUAAACAACCAAAAUAAUUAAUCGCUCAGAGCUUCUCUCGACGAAGUUGUUUCCAAAACAAAGCCUUCUUUGGUCUAAAAAAAAAAUUAUAAAAAAAUAAAUUUCAAGGCUAUAAUAUUGAAUAGUAAAAGAA